AUGGCUGUUAAUUUAAAGCGCAUUGGUGUUUUUACAUGUUCAGUAUCUAGCCCAAAUGAUAAGGAAAAGAAAAAAAAGAUGGAUGAAGUAGUGGGAAAAACGGGAGGCUUACGAGUAGAAGAUGAUGAACUGACUGAAAGUUCAAUUGUAUCCACAGAUUUACAGUGUCUGUUUACCAUUGCAGUGAGCCAGCUGGUGAAUGUGAAAAACAAAUUACUUUCCAAUAUGAAAAUCUCCUGUCUUAUCAAAUUGUCUACAGAGAUUCUGUUCAGAAGACCAUCACCUAGGUUUCUUUGCCUUAAUAGAGCUAGCUUCAGUGCUGAAUCAAAAAAGGAAAACAACAUUUUAUUGAACAAUCUGAGAAUUAUGGGCGUGGAUGUCAAACUGGUAAGACAACGACAGCCUGGUGUUCUCAGGAGGCAGAUCACCAAUGAAGGAGGUCUGGAACAAUUUUUGCAAGCCAAAGGGGCUGACAAAGACACUAUUGCCAGUAUAAUCUCGCGUUACCCACGUUCCAUCACUCGCUCAUACCAGUCUCUCAAAGAACGCUGGGAAAUUUGGCAGAGUAUUUUGAUGACCGACUCGGAAAUCAUAAAAAUUCUAAAACGCUACCCAGAAUCCUUUUUUCGUUCUGGAAAUAAUGCAAAUGUGCGGGAAAAUAUUAUACUGUUUUCUUCUCUUGGACUGACAUCGGAGGAUCUCGCCAAGAUGCUGACGAGAGCUCCAAGGGUAUUUUCUAGCAGUAUGGAGCUCAAUAAACAAAUAAUAGGCCUUCUGAAUGAGAUCCAUUUAUCUCUUGGUGGAAAAAACCCAGAAGACUUUGUGAAGCAGAUAAUUUCUAGAAAUGUCUUCAUUCUUUUACGGAGUAGCAAGCAAGUGAAAGCUAAUGUUCAUUUUCUACAGUCAUCUUUUAAUCUGAACAGUGAGGAAUUAAUGACAGUCUUGCAUGGCCAAGGAGGUGAUAUCCUCGAUGUCUCGAAUGAAUACCUGAAAAAAUCUCUUUUAAAUGUGAAAGAGAAACUGUUAUCUAAUGGUUGCACUGAAACGGAGGUGAAUACAUUUGUCCUUAAGCACCUUUGCAUUCUGUACCUUUCUCCCCAGAACGUGAAUGAUAAAAUAGAUUUCCUUUUACAGUCCAAUAUUAACAUUCAUCAAAUACUGAAAAGCCCUCCAAGUCUGGACAAAAGCAUUAAUGUUAUAAGUAGUAGAAUUGAUGAGCUGAAAAAACUAAAUUAUGAUUUUGGAACCUAUGGGAUUGGAAUAAUUGCAUUAAGUAAACAACGAUUUGAAGCUAAAAUAAAGAAGUUACAAUGUAUAAAUAAGACAUAAAAAAGAGAAAACAAAACUUCUUGGAAGAGAGAAGAAACUCCUUUUAAUCAAUAAACUAAACUCACAGUACCCUUUUGAAUAAUUCUGUAUGAUUAUUCUAAAUAAAAAAAGGUGUGAAUGAGUUCUCAGAUUA
Molecule: messenger RNA, 1462 nt
Organism: Elgaria multicarinata webbii
Lineage: Eukaryota; Metazoa; Chordata; Lepidosauria; Squamata; Anguidae
Gene: MTERF1
Product: mitochondrial transcription termination factor 1
Exons: 3
Coding region: 1-1329 (442 amino acids)
Biological process (GO): termination of mitochondrial transcription; regulation of DNA-templated transcription
Cellular component (GO): mitochondrial matrix
Molecular function (GO): double-stranded DNA binding
Source: RefSeq, a predicted model, not a curated record